Messenger RNA from Lactuca virosa, 380 nucleotides. NCBI's taxonomy places the organism in Eukaryota, Viridiplantae, Streptophyta, Magnoliopsida, Asterales, Asteraceae. The record is from the annotation of a GenBank genome assembly.
AUGGCUUUGCAGAUUGCGAGACGUUUCCUCCAAAUCCACACAGCAGAUGAGGUAUUCACAACCACCUUCAGGAACCCUACCAACAGGCUUUUCUCGCCGACCGAUCGGAGCUAUUCUUCUAGCUCCUCCGAUCUCAUUCGCGCCACUCUCUUCCCCGACGACGGUAUUGGUCCCGAGAUCGCAACCUCUGUCAAACAUAUAUUCAAUGCUGCAGAAGAACCAAUUGAAUGGGAAGAACAUUUCGUAGGGACAGAAGUAGAUCCCAGAACCCAAAGCUUUGUCACAUAGGAAAGUCUAGAAUCUGUAAGAAGAAACAAGGUUGGAUUAAAAGGUCCCAUGGCUACAACAAUUGGAAAAGGUCAUCGUUCCUUGAAUCUCAC